CAUAGUCGUGUCGAGGCGGAGCGAACCGCUGCAACUUUGGAUGAACUUCUGAUUUGAACAAACCGAGGCGGUUGGGGAAGCGCACGGAACCGUAGAUAAAGAGCUGCAGAAUUCCCUCAGGAUUUCUGCUCUUCUGUUAAACACACCAGACAUUACAGACGCGGUUUAUUUAUUCCCGUUAUUGAGCAGCGAGAGCGGCGUCCCCCCACCCCGUUUCUUCCUAAGGAGGCAGACAAGGUGGAGAUGAAUAAAAGGUUUGCCGUCAUACUUUGAGAUAUUCAAUGUGAAUUCCUGGCUGUGGUGACAAACUGAGUUGGCUCUCUGCAACACUGUUCUGAGUCGUUACGUUCCAGUUUUUCCGUUGAGGCGACCUAACUUCUCCUCUCGCAUAAAUCCAGAGCAGAUGGCUUUUUGAAGACUGCAGCUGUAAAAUACAGUCCACACAUUAGUUUCUUCAUACUGGAGGUUUUUUAAGAACCAGAUGUGAAUCUCCCUCUGCUCUUCAUUCACUGGGCAUUAUGUUGACCCAAAUCUAACCCCAUUCACAAUCCAUCUUAACCUUUCCCUCCCACCUCCUUUCCCCACAUCCUUCCCCAUUCUUUGUCAUGACUAGUCUGAAGCGCUCUCAGACGGAGCGGUCGGUUGGGGGCUCUGUGCCGGCAACUGAUGAGUUCUACACACGGCGCCUCCGACUGCCCAAUGGAGGAGCACCGCCACCUCGAAGCGAGAGUGCACAUAUCUCCUCUGCAUCAACCACUGGCACCAACCCUGGUGUCCCCAAGAUGGGGGUCAGAGCUCGUGUGGCCGACUGGCCCCCAAGGAAAGAUGGCGGUGGAGGUGGUGUUUGGCAUAUCACGGUGGAAACGGACUCGCCUAGCUCUACGAACACCACCAGCUCCUCAGGAUCAGGAAGUGGAGACAGAGAACGAAUCCUGGGCGGCGGAGGUGGCGGUGGAGGAGGAAGUGGAGGAUUGAGUGGGAGUGGUAGUGGAGAAAGAGGAGGGGGGAAUGUGUCAGCUGUCACAGCCCACAGCAAUUUGUCAGCGAAGUUAGGACACCUGAUAAGCCCACAAGACUCAUCAAUGCUGCGCAACAUCCAGAAUACACUAAAGAACAAGAUGCAUAGCAAAGGAAAGGACAAUCGCUUCCUGUCACCUGAUGGUUACCUGGGUUCUCCACGGAAAGGGAUGAGACGGAUCCGCCAGCGCAGUAACAGUGAUAUAACCAUCAGUGAACUGGAUGGAGAGGGCAAUGAGGGCUGGUCCUUCUCUGGAUGGACGCCCAUGCACCGUGAAUACGGCAGCACUUCUUCAAUAGACAAACACGGCGUGUCGGGAGAGAGCUUCUUUGACAUGCUGAAGGGAUACCAGUCCUCCGAAGCCCCUGAUCAGAGAAGCCCAGCUCCAGAAAGACUGUCAGAACUCCUUACUGUGGCUCCCAUAAAACAGGCCGCCCUGGAUCUGCCCGAUGGUCCAGCUCGUGGCAGUCCCGCGAGCCGACUGAAAGAGCGCGAAAAACACUUGAAGAGAAGGUCGAAGUCAGAGACGGGUGGAGAGUCUAUCUUCCGGAAGCUACGCAGCGUAAAGGUGGAGGGCGACACAUCGAGGGCCGGCUCAGAUGCUGAAGAUGGCGGGAAAGGGGAUGAAAGUGGCCCACCUCCUAAGCCAUGGGUGUGCCAAAAAGGCUUCGCUCAUUUUGAUAUCCAGUCUCUACUGUUUGACCUCAAUGAGGCGAUCCAAAACCGUCAAUGUGGCUCCAAACGCAAGAACACCACAACCGGUGCCUCAGCUGCUGCUGCUGCUUCAGCCUCUGCCACUUCCUCGCUUUCCUCCAAUCAGAGUGGAACCUAUGGCUCCCCUUGUGGCUCACAGGAGGAGCUGAGCAAGGAGGGGAUUGGAGGAGGACACGGUGCCAACCCCGCAUUGGACCCUGGGGAUGAUAAGAGCAAUGACUUGGUUCUCAGUUGCCCUUGUUUCAGGAAUGAGAUUGGUGGAGAGGGGGAGAGGAACAUUUCUCCUGCUAAACAGCAGGGCAGCAUUGGUAGCGGUGGGAGCUCCAGCAGUUCUUCUGGCAGUACGGAGGAAGGACCGCUGGAUGCCACUCUCACAACCCAUUUCACCAAUGCUGGAGUGGCCGUGUUGGAGGCUGCUAAAGAUGGCCCAAGUCAACAUGCUGACAGGUCCAAGAGAUACAUUGUGGAACAUGUUGACCUUGGUGCCUAUUACUACAGAAAGUAUUUCUAUCUUAGAGAGCACUGGAACUAUCUGGGGGUGGAUGAGAACUUGGGCCCAGUGGCGGUGAGCCUGAGGAGGGAGAAGCUGGAGGAACACAAAGAGCACGGCCAGCAGUAUAAUUACAGGGUCAUCUUCAGGACGAGCGAGCUUACCACUCUGCGCGGAUCCAUCCUUGAAGAUGCUGUGCCAUCGACAGCGAAGCACGGUCUUGCUCGUGGUCUUCCUCUCAAAGAAGUACUGGAAUAUCUUGUUCCUGAGCUCAAUGUGCACUGCCUGCGUCUGGCACUCAACACGCCUAAGGUCACUGAUCAGCUGAUGAAGCUGGAUGAGCAGGGGCUGAGUUUCCAGCGGAAGGUGGGGGUGAUGUACUGCAUGGCAGGCCAGAGCAGCGAAGAAGAGAUGUACAAUAACGAAGCAGCCGGUCCUGCUUUGGAAGAGUUCCUCCAUCUGUUGGGUGAGCGGGUUAGGCUCAAAGGUUUCAACAAGUAUCGAGCUCAACUGGACACAAAAACUGAUUCUACAGGCACCCACUCCUUGUAUACGACUUACAAGGACUAUGAGAUCAUGUUCCAUGUGUCAACCAUGCUGCCCUACACACCCAACAAUAAGCAACAGUUGCUGCGGAAGCGGCACAUAGGGAACGACAUCGUCACAAUUGUGUUCCAGGAGCCUGGAGCGCUUCCCUUCACUCCUAAAAACAUUCGCUCUCACUUCCAGCAUGUCUUUGUGAUUGUGCGGGCUCAUAACCCCUGCUCUGAAAACGCGUCUUACAGUGUGGCAGUCACCCGUUCCAAAGACAUGCCUUCAUUUGGCCCCCCUAUCCCAGAGGGCGUGACCUUUCCAAAGUCAUCAGUCUUCCGGGAGUUCCUGCUAGCUAAAGUGAUCAAUGCCGAAAAUGCUGCUCACAAAUCACAUAAGUUUCGUGCCAUGGCCACCCGAACGCGCCAAGAGUACCUGCGGGACCUGGCCGAGCGCCACACCACCAGCACCCCGAUUGAUCCCUCUGGAAAGUUUCCUUUCAUUUCUUUGGCUCAUAAAAAGAAAGAGAAGACCCGGCCUUACGAAGGAGCGGAGCUGCGCAGUCUCGGAGCGGUGACCUGGCCUGUUUACGCUGAGGAUCAUGGGAACGGAGGGGAAAUCGAGGCCCUGUUGGCUAUUUCCAAUGACUUCAUGAUCCUGUUGGACCAGGAGGCCAAAGCUGUGGUGUUCAACUGUGCCACUAAGGAUGUGAUUGGUUGGACUCUCAGCAGUCCUGCUUCUUUAAAGGUUUUCUAUGAGCGAGGAGAAAGUGCAUCUCUUAGAAGCAUCAGUAAUAACACAGAGGAUUUCAAAGAAGUGGUCAAACGUCUGGAGUUUCUAACUAAGGGCUGUGAGACAUCCGAGAUGACUCUUCGGCGAAACGGUCUGGGGCAGCUUGGCUUCCACGUCAACUACGAAGGCAUUGUGGCAGAGGUGGAGCCGUAUGGAUAUGCUUGGCAGGCGGGGCUCCGUCAGGGCAGCCGAUUGGUCGAAAUCUGCAAAGUCGCUGUUGCGACUCUGACCCAUGAGCAGAUGAUUGACCUCCUCAGAAAUUCAAUGACAGUGCGUGUUGUCAUCAUCCCACCACAUGAUGACGCCACUCCACGCAGGGGCUGCUCCGAGCUCUACAGAGUCCCGGUGUCUGAAUACAAAGGCAGCAGCACAGACAGCGGCUCCUUUGAGUACAAGUUCCCAUUCCGCAGCAACAACAACAAGUGGCAGAGGACGUCCAGCAGCCCUCAGCAGUCCCUGACCGCUUCACCGCAGCCCCACACCCCCAACCGAGCCAUCAGCCUGGGCAGCUCGGUGGGGAAGACCCUGUCUGCUGAGAGGCUGGAGAGAGGCGCCGCCAUUCCACGCAGCGUUAGCAGCGACGGGCGACCUCUGGACUCCAAGAGGAUGUCUCCUGGCAGUGAGAGCUACAGCCUGGCCUCCUCGCUGGCGUUGGGUCGUUCGCCUCAUAACCGCAGCUCUCCCAGCAACCUGUCUUGUUCCAGUGAGGCCUCUGGAAGCUCUGCGCACUGGAGGCAGAAGUCCAUGCCUGAGCAGUUUGCGAGCAGCCGACAUUCACCCAUGUCAUCAGAGAGACGAGAAGCGGCUGGAGAGGGCGGAUCGAGCGGGAAAUCCACCCCCAACUGGUCAAGAAUGGAGGAAGGUGGCGGUGAACGAGGGUCAACAGAGGCUCCAGCUUCCAAAUCUGGCCAGGGCUACUCUGGAGCGCCUCGCAUCCAGCGGCAGGAACAAGUCAUUCACCUCUCCCCAAAGAAGGGCAGCCAGUCAGACGGCCCGUACUCUGGCCACUCCAGCAGUAACACACUGUCCAGCACCACCUCCAGUGGGGGCCACAGCGAUGGCGACAAAUGGUACGACUUGGGAACCGGCGGCUCCAGUGGCGACCAGGGCGAGCCUGAACCCAACGGCCUGGGCGGAGGAGGCUACUUCCAGGGAGCCUCGGCCGACAGCGGCAUCGACACCGGCUCUUACGGAGCCUCGCAUCAUUCCCACCCCCACUCCCACCAUGGCAGCACCACCUCUCUGCUGGCCCCCAGUGGGAGCAGAGAGAGCAGGGAGCGCUCUUUGUCUCCGUGGCACAGUCCGACCGAGGGAGGACGUAGGAUGCUGGAGAGGUCGCCUGCUGCUGCCGAGUCUCCAGGGCUUCCGUCAGAAAGGAGCCAUGAGUCCGUGGGUCGAAGCCCACCAACUCAUCUCCUGGUUAGAGACAGCAGCACUUUCAGCCUGGGUGAUGGUGGAUCGCACUCAAGGCACUCUGGCCACAGCUCACCCAGGGAGGAGUCAUCGUCUUCAGCCACCUCUCCCUCGUCCCAGUCUUCAGUCUCUCCCGGGCCAAAGACCUUCUACCCCCGUCAGGGAGCCCAGUCCAAGUAUCUGAUUGGCUGGAGGAAGCCUGGCUCCACCAUCAACUCUGUGGAUUUUGGAGACACACGGAAGAAAUCUCCAGGUGAAAGUGGAGAUGUGGCCCCUACGCCGGCAGCGAGACCAUCACUUAGAGACAUGCACUCUCCCCAGACUCAUGCUAAAUCUACUGUGGAGGAAGAUAUUAAGAGACACCCUGCUCAUGACACUCCACCACCACCAAGAAAACACAAGGAAAAGCAUGGCCAGAAGUCUCCUCCAAGCCAGCCGCUCAGCCGUCGCCGCUCGCUGCACCGCACCCUGUCAGACGAGAGCAUCUAUCGUGGUCAGCGGCUGCCCUCGCUGAGCGACUCGGUGACUGAGCCGGCGCUCGCGACCGACGUCCUCUUCAGCUGCUCCACUCUUCCUCGCUCUCCCACAACUCGCGGCGUGCCCCUCAGGCGGCCUUCCUACAAGCUGGGAGUUAAACUUCAUGGUGAUCUUUCGGCGUCUGACACGUCAUUGGUGGAUUUGGUGGAGCGUCAUCGGGGACCCCUCCCUCAGGAGCUGAUGCCCCUCCCCUCUUCAGGUAGAGACAGUCCUCUCGAGUGGACUCACCUGGUGGAUGUGGCCAGUACCUUCGAGAAUGAGAGAAACACACACUACAUCCAGAGAAGUUAUGUGUUUGGAGAUGCAAACCACCGAACCAGUGGAGCAUCCAGUCCUCAGCAGCCACACAUAGAGCUGCAGCCUGCUCCUCUAUCACGACCUUCAUCAAGCGAGGGUCACAUAGGGCUGGAGAGAAAGGUGACUAAACUGGAGGCCAUGGUGAAGAUGCUACAGGAGGACCUGAAGAAGGAGCGGGAGGAGAAGGUGCGUCUUCAAUCUCAGAUCAAGAGGCUCUGGGAGGACAACCAGAGACUUCAGGAGGAAUCCCAAACAUCAGCUGCCAAGCUCAAAAAGUUCACAGAGUGGGUCUUCAACACUAUCGACAUGAACUGACCUCAUCUGAACCCCUCACACUCGCAUACAUCGCUCAUCUGCACACACACUGUUCGUGAAGAGGCAGUGGGAUUCACCAGACCCUUUUUACAAUCUUCAAUUGGUUUGUAAUCCCCUCUAAAUCAUGACUUUCUGUUUAAGUCAGGAGAAUGAAAUUUGUGGAACUCAUUUCUACUUGUUUGACUCCCCCGAUUUUCAUUCAGUGGCCAAACAGAUCUCCUCCCCCUGUUCCUCAGUCUCAAGAUGUUGACUUUCACACUUAUUCCAGUGGCCAAAAUGGAGAAUCCGCUAACAUCACCAAUUUUCUCAUUUCCCUGCUCCCUCUUCUUCUAAAACAUUCCUCAGCUGCUCUGACAAAGCAAACACUGUUUGCACCAAAUCGAAGACGCCUCAGACACCCCGUCUUAAAAGAAAACCACUGAAACGCCACACAAGUAUGUAUAUAGCAGGUCUGCUGCUGCAGCAAACAAACACACAUUACAGAUCUGAAGCCACAGCAGAGGAGAAGGAGGUUUUAAUCUCACGUUAAAGGAUUCCAUUUUAAAUAUUUUUAGCGUCUAAAAUCACUGGACGUCCAGCUUCAGACAUGUUUAUUUUCCAUUUUACUCCUCCUUCAUUCAGAUCUUUUUUUGUAUACACCCACACCUGAAAGAGGAGUGUAUUAAAAGCCAUUGGCAAGCAGUGCCAUAGACCAAGACUGAUCCUGUGUUAAUUGGUCCAUCUCAGCUCUACGUGUCUUAAAAGCAAUAGGAAGAGGUCCGGACUCCUGGAGGUAUUUGAAAAGAAGCUGGAUAAACAGAACACCUGUUAUGGAAAAGGGCAUUUUUGCAAGAAUUCAAAUCUCAGCUGCAAAAAAAGCCUUCAUCAUUUUCCUCUGAGAAACGAGAAAAUAAGGACUCAUCCUCCCACUGCCUGAAAAUAGAGAGCCGGCGGAUUAUAAAUAACGGAGACAAUUCCGAGCUGGAACGUUUGGAGUCUUUUUAAUCCCAGGUUAAUUUAUUUCCUUGUAUUAUAAUUCCCAUAAAUGAGUUGUUCUAUUCAUACAGUACAACUGACAUCAGUGUUUAGUUCUUCAAGACUAACGGUCAAUAGUUAUAUUAUUUAAAUGGCUUUCUUUCCUAAUUCUACCUAAAGCCUGACUAUAUGCUUUUUAUUCUGUAUUAUGUUGUGUUUUGUGGUGCCCAAGCCUGCUGUUGUGUUGCUUACAGUGCCCUCUAGUGGUGACCAGUGAAAAAUGUCAUGAUUUGUAAAUGUGCUGCUUAUCACUUGUAUUUUAUUUUAUUUUUUUCCAAAUGCUCUUUGAUUCAAGGCCACAAAAACUCUUAGAACAGGAAUAAGAACGAGAAGAAUAAGCAGCCAGCAUUUAGAGACAAUCAGAGGUAGAUUUUUAUAAAAAAAACAAACAAACAAAAAAAGGAGCAGACUUAGUGUGGAUGUCUGUGUGCGUGGAGGUUUAUUUGUGCAUUACAUCUACAGUUUUCCUCAGGUUUAAGGGGACAAAAUGUUGUUGGGAAGUAAAUUUGCACAUGUUUAAGAAGUACAUAACUUUUAAGGAUUUGAAAUGUGUUGCCAUAGUGGGAAUGUCCAUAAGUCUUACCCAGCCGUGCCUACAACACACACUCACUACUUUGUGGUCAUUUAUUAUCAGGCAGAGCAGGGAUGUGCCUUUGAAACAGCACUGGGGAGCAGAUAAAGAAGGGAAAGCCUCUUGAUCUUCAUCUGGAUACAGUAACACACUUUUUGUUUUGUUUCAAACCACCUUCACAAUUUUUGUAGUUUGCUGUUGUGAGGAGUUAAAUGUGUCUGGUGACUGAAAGCAAUCAGGUCAGUAACGUGAGACGGCUAGCCUUCACACAAGAGUGUUUGGAUAUGUGUGCCUUUUAUUUGUGAGAAAAUUUGACCUAAAGGACCUUGAAAAGCAAAGCUUAGAAGCCACAAAGCCAGUUAAUAGAGAGAACUCAAUAGUUUACCCACUCCUGUUAAAAUGGGUGAUUUUUGUGAGACGGAGAUCAUUUCCAAAAGUGUCCCUUCCAUGUAAUUCAACUAAAAAAACAAAAUGAUUAGGAUGGCUGCCAUUAGUGAGAAUUCCCAUAUACUAAUAAAUUGUUUAAACUGAAUUUCAGCAUUUGGUCUUUUUAGCAGGAUCCUCAUUACAAAAGUUCUCCAUAUCUAUCAGAGAGUGACUAUAUCUCCUGUUCACAUUCAUAAGGCAACAGUUGGAAGCCCUUUUUGAUGUUUUAGACCAAAAAGGGCUUCCACUGAUAUACAAGUUUCAUCAAAGUGUAGUUUAUUGUAAAACUAUAAUAAGGGAAAAAACUGACAAACCUUUGCAUUUUCUAUUUAAAUUUUGUGUCCUGCCAGUAGGUACAUUUAGCCACUUUUGACUCCACUGUGUUUAAAUCUAUGCCAGCCUUUCAAGAAACCAUUUGAGAACAGAAAUGUUAUUCACACUUAAUCUGAGUCUCUGUGAUCGAUGGCAGGGUGACCUCAAGAAGACCGAAUGCUGAAACUAAAUCAAAACAUAGUUCAACAAAUUAUUGGUCCGGUUGUUUGCACACUUAAGCAACAAGGUAGUAGCAGUUUUUUUUUAUUUAGAUCAUUUCUUCCUCUUAAGGAGUUAUGAAAUACAUCACAAGAAGCCGACAUUUUAACAGGUGUGUUUACUUUUAAGAGCUGCUGUUUUUUCCAUGCAGGUGUGUUCUGGAAACGCUUUACUCUUUCAAAUAGUUAGUUAUCAUCCCCCGUUCUUAUAAAUGCUGAGUGCAUUGAUAUGUAUAAUUGUUGAGGUGAACACCUCACAUUUCCAGAAACGUGAAUGUAGAGUGAAAUGAGUUUAAAGAAUUGUAAUGUUUUAUUAUUAUAGGCAAAAUAUUCGUUCAGCUCUGUUGUUUUGCAGAGAGAAGCCAGCAGAGUGGACUCUCUCUGCAGGAGUCUCGGUUCUGUUUUAAGAAUCUCUAGUUACACCAGUAGAUAAUUACAGUUUCAUCUGAUUUUAACAGUUUCACAAGCAUCUGUAGAAAUCGGCCCAGAGGAUGUUAUUGAUCCACUAAGUCUUGUUUUCUGCUGAAUUCAAGCAAAUGUUUAGUAACUAAUUAAGUUUCUGUACAUGGGAAGAACUGUGGUUUUUGUUUCUGCAAUGAAGAAUGACAAAAUAUAUCGUGCAAAGUGUAUCUUAUACAAAAACUCUUUCUGUAAACCAGUAAUGUUUCUUUUUUAAUCUGUAAAUGUUGUAUUAAGUUCCAGUUUACUCAUAAAUUCUCUGUUUUGUUUUGCUUUCAGGAAGGAUGUUUGAAAUGUGAAUGUAAAGAUGUUUAGAAGGUCCAUUUUGUUUUGGAAAUCCUUUGCACACUGUUCACGCAUUUUGGAUAUAAUAAGGGUUAAUUUACAUUCCAGUGCAGUUUUUUUUUUUUUUGUCCAGAUGUUUUUGUGCGGCUGCCGUUCAACAAUGGAGGAUGCUUAAUUUUAUUCCCCCUCAUAAAACAGAAAACCUGCUUUUCCUUAAUGCACCACUGACCAGGUGGGGAAAGGAAAGACCAGACGGGAUGUUGCACGUUUCAACGGGAUGCUCGUCACGCACAGCUUGCGAGGUCGGCGACUGCAGCAGGAGAGGGAGGAUCGUCAGGCUGCGCUGCUGUGUCGUGACGCGCUGCGUUCGCUCCUCUUCCAGGAACAAACUCAGAAAAUAAAGCACACAGCAUGAAGAGAGGACCAGAAGUUUUACACGAUUGAACAAUACUGUUUACAUCCCAGAUUCACUGUCUUUGUAAGAUGUAAAAAAAAAUAAAUAAAUAAAAAAAUAGAAGUAUGACCAAGACAUUUACAGUGAUCACAGUAUUAAAGUUUCUGAAAUAAAUAGAUGCUCUAUCA
Poeciliopsis prolifica (blackstripe livebearer) is the source of this 9974-nucleotide messenger RNA. RefSeq names its product signal-induced proliferation-associated 1 like 1 (gene sipa1l1). The transcript has 25 exons. Gene Ontology annotation, cellular component: cytoplasm. Bases 606 to 6107 code for a protein of 1833 amino acids. The record is from RefSeq and is a predicted model, not a curated record. Gene Ontology annotation, molecular function: protein binding; GTPase activator activity. Lineage: Eukaryota; Metazoa; Chordata; Actinopteri; Cyprinodontiformes; Poeciliidae. Gene Ontology annotation, biological process: regulation of small GTPase mediated signal transduction; activation of GTPase activity.